AUGGUGAGGGUAGUUCUGAAUAGAACUGUCCUUGACUAUAAAAACGACACGAAAGGAAGGUCCAAGUCUGAUCGCAAAUCACAUCGGUCGAGUAAAACCGGGAAGAGUUCCCGUACCAGUUCGAGUAGCGUAAGAGAGAAGCGAAGAUUGCUUGAAGAAGCACGGCUGAAGGUGGAAGCACUUGAACAAAGGCAGAGCCUGGAGCGUCGCUUGGAAGAGGAAGAAGCUGAGUUUCAGAAGAGAGAGCUUGAAAUCGCUAAGGAAAGGGAACGAAACAAGGCUGAGAUGGCAAGGAAAAUUGAAAGGAUGCAGGUGGAAAUGGAACUAAAGAAGGCUACUGUGGACCUCGAGAUUGAGAAAGAGGAAUUGCAGACCGAGCGCUCGGACGACGAAACUGUAAGUGAGAUAAUUCCACCAUUAAAUCCAGAGUUGAUCCCUCACACACCACUAAGGCCUUUCAGUUUACCACAAGACACACACCUUAUCCCGCAACCCCCAUCUGAUGUACAAGCAACCAGAACUAAGGCUUUGGAAGCUGAGCAUGAGGUGUCGUCGGUAUCGACGUUUUCUCAGAGUGACAUGGAUCCCCCAUACGUACCACUUCCCAACCCUGCUUCUCAGCCGAAAGAGACCAGGCAAAAGUCUUCAGUAAGAGUAGAUGUAGAUGAAUUCAAACCGUUUGUGACCAAGGAUGAGAAGAGUUCGCCCACCGAUAAAUUUAAAAGUGAGCUUCAAACCCCUCAGCCAAGUCACACUCAGCUUGAGCAAGUGUUGUUACAAACACUUCAGCACCUUACACAGCAACCAGCCAGCCAAGUGCCACACCCCCCGUCAGUAGAACUUGCAGAUAAAGCGCCAUGGCAAGCAAUCGCAGAGGCACUUAAACAAGGUCCCACUCUACCGAAAAUUGAGUUGAUGAAGUUUGGGGGAGACCCUUCCGAGUAUGGAGAAUUUGUUGCCAAUUUCUGCGACCACAUUGAGAGUCAGGUGCCCGAUGAUUCGCAAAGAUUGACCCGUCUACUCGCGCAGUGUGUUGGAAAGGCGCGAGAGGCUAUAAAAAGCUGCGUCAACCUUCCUACUGGUCAGAGGUAUGGUGAAGCGUGGAAAACUCUGUCAAAGAAUUUUGGACAGCCUCACAUGGUGGCUGAUGCACACAUGAAAAGGUUAAGAGAAUACAACCUUAGAAGAGUUGAUGCCGCAAGUCUGAUGGAUUUUGCGAGAAAACUUGAAGAUACCAAACGAGUGUUAACGAGUAUGGGACCACUUUACGUAAGCCGCCUCGACAAUGAAGAUACGAUUCUUAUGCUGAUGAAAAAGUUACCUGAUGAGGGCUUGAAGCGGAAAUGGACAGACGUUGCUGGAGACCUAAUUUGUUCUAAGGGACAAGUUUACUUUUCUGAUUUUGUGAAUUUCAUACAGAAACGAGCAGAUCGCUUAAACAACCGUUUUGGCCAGGAACUGAAGUCGUCACUGCCUCAGCAUGAAAAGGAAAGAAGACAUGGAAACAAAGACAAACAAGAUCUGCCAUUUAAGGCUACAACCCUAGCUACCCAGAGCAGAGGAAACAGAAGGUCUGCUGGUACUGGCUUAGCCACCUUGAAGUGUUAUCAAUGUUCCGGACCGCAUGCAAUUUGGCAGUGUGAGACCUUUAAGAAUGCAUCUUACGAAGAUCGGUCGCGAACUGUACGACAGAAGAAGCUGUGUGGAAGUUGCCUUUCGUAUGGACACUUCUCAAGAUCUUGUUCGAAGGGAUUUUCUUGUCGGAAAUCGGGUUGUGGAAAGAAGCACCAUUUCCUUCUUCACCCGCCAGACCGCGAAGAGACUGACGACCGUGUAGUAGAACAAGAAAGUGCAAAUCAGCAACCAGUCAUUCGUGGCCAAAGUUCAGUUGGUAGAACAGCUGCGACACUCACUGAAUCCAACCAUCCCCCGGUUAUCGAAUCCAGUACCUUUGCCGUAUCCAGAGAUUCUGCUCCAAGGGAAGCCUCAACCAGCAGUCGACCGAGGGUCUGCUUCAAGGUCGUCCCAGUAAGAGUCAGUGGGCCAGGUGGGAACAAGCAGCUAACAACAUACGCCUUCCUAGACAGCGGAUCAGACACUACACUCUGCUUAGAAAGUCUUGUAGAAGAAUUAAGCCUUGAACGUGAGCCUACUGAUUUUACCCUUUCAACAGUCAAUUAUGAAGGGAAGGAACGUGGUCACCAAGCCCGCUUGGAUAUAGAAGCACUUGACGGGAAAACGAAGUUCACACUCGAUCGGGUUCUGACAAUGGAGAGCCUACCCAUUGGAGAGAGACAUUUCGCCAACAAUAGAGAAUUGACAAAAUGGCCACACCUUGAUGGCGUCAGUCUUCCCGAAAUAGAAGGGCAUCGAGUCUCCAUCCUUAUUGGCAGCGACCGACCGGAUAUUAUCGAUGAUAAUUCUGAAAUCAGAAGAGGAGCUCGGGGCCAGCCCUAUGCCGUAAAUACUCCCUUAGGUUGGACGGUGUAUGGCCCAAUGGGUGAACCCAACAGCAAUGGCAUCCAUGUCAAUUUCGUAAGGAGUGAUCAUGAAGAGAUGUUAAGUCAGCAAUUGGAACGUUUGUACAAUACCGAGUUCAAAGAUACCCUUGUGGAUGUUGAAGAGAGUUUGUCGUUGGAAGACCAAAGAGCGAAGCAGAUUAUGGAUCAAUCAGCGGUCCUUGUUAAUGGACAUUAUCAGCUCAAGCUGCCAUUCCGGCAUAGUCCUCCCUGCUUACCUGAUAGUCUACCAGUGGCAAAGAAGAGAUUGUAUUGGCUGAAAAAGAGAAUGGAAAGAGACCCUGAGUUCCACAAGCAAUAUGCAAGCGUUAUCCAGAAAUACCAAGAAGAAGGAUCUUCACGUCAAGUCCCUGAUGAAGAA
Orbicella faveolata is the source of this 2880-nucleotide messenger RNA. RefSeq lists its product as uncharacterized. The record is from RefSeq and is a predicted model, not a curated record. Lineage: Eukaryota; Metazoa; Cnidaria; Anthozoa; Scleractinia; Merulinidae.